AUGCUGACGCAGGAGCCGCAGCAGGUCAUCCCCAACCUGCCGUCCCUGCUGCCCCUGCCGUGCCUGCCGUCCCUGCCGUCCCUGCCGUCCCUGCCGUCCCUUUCGUGCCUGCUGUCCCUGCUGUCCCUGCCGUCCCUGCCGUCCCUGCUGUCCCUGCUGUACCUGCCGUCCCUUUCGUGCCUGCCGUCCCUGCCAUCCCUGCCGUCCCUUUCGUGCCUGCUGUCCCUGCUGUCCCUGCUGCCCCUGCCGUCCCUGCCGUCCCUUUCGUGCCUGCCGUCCCUGCCAUCCCUGCCGUCCCUUUCGUGCCUGCUGUCCCUGCUGUCCCUGCCGUCCCUGCCGUCCCUGCCGUGCCUGCCGUCCCUUUCGUGCCUGCUGUCCCUGCCGUCCCUGCCGUCCCUUUCGUGCCUGCUGUCCCUGCUGUCCCUGCCGUCCCUGCCGUCCCUUUCGUGCCUGCUGUCCCUGCUGUCCCUGCCGUACCUGCCGUCCCUGCCGUCCCUGCCAUACCUGCCGUUCCUGCUGUCCCUGCCGUCCCUGCCGUCCCUGCUGUCCCUGCCGUCCCUGCCGUCCCUUUCGUGCCUGCCGUCCCUGCCGUCCCUGCCAUACCUGCUGUCCCUGCCGUCCCUGCCAUCCCUGCCGUCCCUGCCGUCCCUUUCGUGCCUGCUGUCCCUGCCGUCCCUGCCGUCCCUGCCGUCCCUUUCGUGCCUGCUGUCCCUGCUGUCCCUGCCGUCCCUGCCGUCCCUUUCGUGCCUGCUGUCCCUGCUGUCCCUGCCGUACCUGCCGUCCCUGCCGUCCCUGCCAUACCUGCCGUCCCUGCUGUCCCUGCCAUACCUGCCGUCCCUGUUGUCCCUGCCGUACCUGCCGUCCCUGCCAUACCUGCCGUCCCUGCUGUCCCUGCCAUACCUGCCGUCCCUGUUGUCCCUGCCGUCCCUGCUGUCCCUGCCAUACCUGCCGUCCCUGCUGUCCCUGCCAUACCUGCCGUCCCUGCCAUACCUGCCGUCCCUGCCGUCCCUGCCAUACCUGCCGUCCCUGCCGUCCCUGCCGUCCCUGCCGUCCCUGCCAUCCCUGCUGUGCCUCUGA
Molecule: messenger RNA, 1077 nt
Organism: Bubalus bubalis (water buffalo)
Lineage: Eukaryota; Metazoa; Chordata; Mammalia; Artiodactyla; Bovidae
Product: protein app1-like
Exons: 2
Coding region: 1-1077 (358 amino acids)
Source: RefSeq, a predicted model, not a curated record